AUGAAUAUUCGGCUACGAGCAAUCGUUAAUCGAACUUGCUUCACGAAAGGAAAAAGGCAAUGGAUGGGGUUGUUUAUCUUUCUUGCUAUUAUUGGAGUGGAACUUGUUGUUUUGGCGAACUUUUAUGAUAAGCGGAAACAGAAUGUUCGCAGCAAUUUCGAAUCGCAGUACCACGAGUUUGUGCAGGGAAGGACAUUUGACGCAAAAUCGUCCACAGCAAAUGAGCCGGAUAUCUUUUCCAAGUCACCCUUGUUACAUGGUGACAAAUUAAAAGAUUUCAAGGACAACCUUUUGUCACAAAGAAAGUUUGCGUCUCGCAGAAAUGAUGAUUCUGUUAUGUUGCCAAUGAUUCAGUCUCGUUGCUCGCAGUUUAAUUUCUCGUUUGCUUCGCCAGUUUUGAAACCGAAUUUCGACGAUCGCGAGGAAGUAUUUCUUCUUACUCUUAUCAUGUCUGGGGUUGGUAAGCGUUCCUUUAAAGAUCGCAGAAACGCCAUUCGUCGCACGUGGCUAAGGAACAUAACUUUAAAUUUCAAAAAGUUGAAACAUGUUUUUCUGCUUGGCAGAAGUGAUGAUCCAGAAAUAGAAUUGGAAACAAGACGCGAGGCCCUUUAUUACAAUGAUAUUUUAGUGUUAAACUCUACGGAUAACUACGAGAAUUUAAUUAUCAAAGUUUUCUCGGGAUUUCGCUGGGCCUUUUUGCAAGUCAAGCCACAGUUUAUCCUGAAAGCAGAUGACGAUGUUUACAUCCGUCUACCACUCCUAACGAAAUGGUUGAAUGAAUCAACUAGUGAGAAUUUUUAUGGCGGUCGUGUUUAUGGUGACGGAGCGCCCGUUAGAAGAUUCGAGGACGAAGAAAAUGCAAAUGCUGUUGCUAAAGACUGUUACCCCGAAGAGCGUUUUCCACCGUAUUCUGCUGGACCGUUUUACGUAAUAUCCUCAAGUAUUGUGCCAUCUUUAUUUCGGAGCAUGCGAACGAGGAAAGUCUUCCCAGUUGAGGAUGCUUACCUAGGAGUUCUGGCGAACGCAAGUAACGUUAACCCCGUAAAAAUUCCUGGAUUUCAUGUCCAUGACAACAUGAUAUAUCACGACAACUGUCUCUGGGCUUCGGUUAUUGCCGCGGGCCACCAUUUUAAUGUCUCUCAUUUAUACUACGUAAAUGCCAAACUGCGGGAAGUGGAGCAACUUGAGCUGGCUCCAAUUUACAAUUAUUGCCGUUUACAUCAAACAAUUACAUUCGUGGCAAUGGUGGUUUUGCAUUUGGCUUUCUUAGGGACUGUUUUGGUGGCUUUUGUUCUGAUAUUUCGCCAAUACCUAAGAAAAUGUCAUGUAAAUGAUCUUUAG
Messenger RNA from Porites lobata, 1341 nucleotides. Lineage: Eukaryota; Metazoa; Cnidaria; Anthozoa; Scleractinia; Poritidae. The record is from the annotation of a GenBank genome assembly.